ACGGAGCAGGAGAGCGGAGACCGGGCACAGUUGUAACUCCGCCGAAUCGCAGAGCCCCGGAUCCCGCCUGCAGCCCCAGCCUUACCUGCCCCAUCUCCCGCCUGCUGCCCCGGACAUGGCCUGAGGAGAGGCGGCGCACGGGGUCAUCCUGCAGCCAUUUUCCCACCUGCCCCGGAGCGGCGAUCGGAGGAGCCCGGUCCCAGGGGGGAUUUUGGGGUCACCUGAGGCGGCCUCGUUACCGGAAAUCGCUAAAAGGCAGCGGAGAGAACCCGGCUGUGCAUUGGGCGCCCCUGCACCGGAGAAGAGCCCCCUGGGGCUGGAGAUACCCCGGACAUGCUGUGCAAUGCCCCGGGGCAGCCCGGAUCCGCUCUAUGAGGAUCUGUCAUUCGGUUCAUCCACGGAGUGACCCCAAAAACUGGCAACCCGGAAACUGCCCCCCACCUCGGUCCAUGCCGGAUGUUCUGGGGGCUCUGAGGGCAGCUGAUCCUCACAACAAGUGACCAUGGGGGACUUCUAUGACCCCGAACACCCGACUGAGCCUCUGCAUCCGGAUUACAAUAGAGAAGAAGAGCAAGAGGCCAAGAAUGAAAACUCCUCCAAGAUAGGAUUUGGUAAAACCUCUGCUUUUAAAGGAGUUUCCUCGAGCCGCUUUUUACCGAAAGGAACAAAAGCAAAGGUUAACCUCGAGGAACAAGGACGGCAGAAAGUUUCAUUCAGCUUCAGCCUUACAAAGAAGACCUUUCAAAACCGAUUACUGACGUCUCCGGUAAACGAGAAGCAGAAUGAGGCUCCCAACCCCCCUCCCAUGCUCAGCCCCGGCGAGCAGACAUCAAAAUUUAAGAUGGACUUUCCAGACUCCGGCGGGUCGGCGGGAGAAAACUCUCCUCCAAAACCAAAAGUGGAACUGGGGAAAAUUCAUUUCAAAAAGCACCUUCUCAGUGUUACAAACAAGCAGCUGGCUCCCCCACCACCUCCUGCUUCGGCUUCGUUGCCUACGUUUACACCCGCUUUGACGCCAGCUCAACCAUCUCCGCUCGAACCUGCGCAGUCUCCAGAAGCCAAGGAAGCGCCAACAUCGCAGGCACCUGCCCAUUCGACGUUAAGAGAGACGUCGCCUUCUCUCAUUGUACCUUCACAGACAGACCCGCCGGCUCCGUGCCCUGGGACGAGGGAUUCGGCUAGUCCAAAGCAAGCCAAGAGACCGGACAGUAAAGAGAAGUCUGUGUUUGCUGUUGUAGAUAGCCCAAGUACUCAGACAGCGAAUGAAAGAGCAGGCUUGGCUCCUUCAAAAGAAUAUUCCCAUAUUGGGAAAGAAGAAAAAAAUUCCAGCAGUUUACAGAGCGUUAAAUCGAGCUUCAGCCCCGAAAAAACUAGUUCUAAAUCUAAGAUGUCAAACUGUGAUGCUUCGGCGGUUGGUCCUGAGUCGGACGGGGACUCGGUUCACACCUCUUCGAGCCACAGGUCGCACGAGUUAAAAAGUCCUCCCAGUAAGGAAAGAGACUCCAAAAGAUCUUCGGGGUCUUUAAGAAGCGAGGACAGCGGUAAGCACUCUUCUUCCAGGUCAAGAUCCACCAAGGAGGAGAGAUAUUCAAGUUACUCCAAGUCAGACAGAGACUCCAGAUACUCCUAUUCACAUUCUAGGUCGGACCGUGAAAGGAGAACGAGUAGGUCCCACUCCAGGUCACCUUCUAGGUCGAGAUCUGAUCGAGCUCCUAGGAGUGGUUCAUCUUAUUCUAGAUCAGAACGCUCUCAUUAUUACGAAUCGGACAGACGAUAUCACCGGAGUUCUCCCUACAGAACAAGAUAUUCUCGUUCUCGUGUUGAUAGCCGUACAAGAGACAGCUCUGAUUCAGAAGACGAGCAUCGAAGGUCACAUCACAGGUCAAGUGACUCCAAGCGUCCGUCAAACUCAUCUUCCUCUUCCUAUCGUGACUCCAGGACUUCAUCACAUUCGAAAUAUGACCGCGAUUCUAAGGCGGAUUUGUACGACUCGGACAGAAGAGGAAGGACCUCAAGCAGAACCGAAAGGGAUUUGAAGAAGUCUUUUGAACCAGAAACAUCCAGAAAAAGCUCUCCUCGCAAACACACGGAGAGUAAACCUCAAAAGGAUGGUGACGGCAAAGGGCAGAACGAUGUGGAAGGCCGGCUUCAGAGGGAUUCAGACGGCAGGUCGGAAAAAGAUUCCGAUGGCAGAUCUGAAAGAGACGCGGAAGGUAAAUCUCAAAAACAUUCGGACAGCAGAUCUGAAAAAGACCCAGAAGGUCGUCAUCAAAAAGACAUCGACAGCCAAGUGCAAAAAGAUGCAGAAGGUCGACCUCCGGAACAUUUCAAUGACAAAAUGGAACUAGAUGCUGACGGUCAACCUCAAAACGAGGAGGAGGAAGAAGGCAGAGGGCAAAAAGAUGGCGACAGUCGACAUAGGAAUGAGGUGGAGGAUAGAUUGCACAAAGAUGCCGAAAGCCAACAUCAACGAGAGGUGGACGGCUUGUUGCAGAAAGAUGAGGACGGGAAGCAUCAGGAAGAUGAAAGCAGACCUCAAAAAGAUCUUGGGCUUGAAGAUGAUCCUGAAGGCAAACCUCCAAAAGAAGCCAAUGCCGAGUCCCAGAAAGACACGGAUGGCGGGCUGCAGAAAGAUGCCGAUGGUAACAUUUACCCUAAAGCUGAGAACCGUGUGGUCUUCAGUAUAAAAUCAAAAUCCAAGCUCAUAGAGACUAAAAAAUACCCUUUAAUGACCAGAUCCCGAAGUUCCAAAUGGGAUUUAGAAACAAAAGAGCUGCCCGGUGCUGUAAUCAAAGAGCAGCGAAAAAGAGUGAAGGGGGGCGAGGUCGCCCAUGAGAACGACCCUAAAAACAUCAAAACUUUUCAUCGCGACCCGACCGAGCAGGCCAGCGAUUAUCCAGGUUUACUGCUUUCUGAAAGCUACGGCAGGGAAUCUAAGAGGAAGACGCAGAUUCCCAUAGAAGCCAAGUAUGAUGUCGCAAGUCCCGACAAGGGGGAUUUAAGUCUGUCGCCGAGGGAAACGUGGAAUUUCGUAACACUCAGUUCCACCGAAGACCCCGUGCUCGAAGAGCAAAAUGUCAGCUCGUUUACGGAUCCUUCCGCUUCGGACGUUCCUCAUACGCGGUGUGUCGAUGCGUUACAAGUCAGAGCAACUAAAGAAGACCAUGCGGCAAGCGAGGCGCCGGGUGAAGCCCAACAAUGUGAAGCUAGCGGAGAUGACCACGAGGUUACCGUUCCUCCUCAUCCAGUUGAAGCUGAGGACUCUGCUGCUGGUAACUCAGAAUUAUUGUCUGAAAUAAAAUCCGAUGACCAACAUUUCAUGUCUGACGGGACCAAGUUAGAAAGCCCUGACCGUGCUUUAGAGAGAAGGGACAAUUCUUCAUUUAACCAAAUCCCAACACCAGCAGAUGAGACCCCGGACAGCAGUCGGCCAGCGGUUACAGACAUUGAAACGGAGGCUACGGUCGAUCCGUCGGUUCCAGAAGAUGCAAAAGCAUCGGAACUCGUGUGUACGGACAUCGAAAUGACUACUGAAAUUACGUACGACUUAAACGAGGCGUCCGACGCUUCUGAGCAGAGCCAACCUUGGGACUUCCCGACGGAAGACGUCUCUAAAGUGGGAGAAUCCGAAGGAGCCGUUGCUACGCAAGUUGCGGAAGAGACCGUUAUUUGUAGCGAAAUCAUUAAGGACGGUCCGGUAGAAAACGAAAUCCAACCCGCGCCUACCGUCUUGGCCAGCAAACAAGCUGAUUUGGUGGAAGAUCCCUCACCGAAGGAGCAAAACGCAGAGAAGGGGGAUAUUUUUGAAGCAGCCGAUCCAUCUAAUGCUUCAACUCCGCAGCCGGAAGCUCCCGCAACGAACUCAAACGAUGUGUCUGAGGAGGAGAAGAUGGAAUUAUCCGAGACGCCUUCUGUCGGACUGGACUCAGGUGACCUUCCAGAAGCAACAGAGAGCGGUAGAGACGCCAGCGGUGUCGGUGUUCAGGCUGUGGCGGAUUAUUAUUCGGACACGGAGGAAAGCGGGAGCGAGGAGAGCGACACGGAAGACACCGAUUCCGAUGACAGCAGUAUGCCCAGGAAACGCUUGCAGUCCGUGGUCAUCGUUCCUAAGAAUUCCACCAUCGCCAUGGAAGACGCCGGUUCUCCUCCCCGGCUUAACAAUAAAAGCGAGUUCUUCUUUCAUAAAGAAGAAGCUGUAAAGCAGGAGGAUAAACCGCCUCAGCGUCCGGUUAAAUCUCCGCACGCGGGGACGGAAUCAAAAGGAUCCGUUCCUCCGCAGAACGCGCCAGAAGAAAGGGUAGAACCUGCCGCUCUGCCGACCAGUCAGACCAAAAGGCAAGAACUUUCUUCCGGUGUUCAGCCUCCUCAUAGCGAUGGUGUUGUGAGCACCAGCCAGCCCGAGGUCUCCGAACAUGCAAGCAGCGGGGGGCAAACACGUGAGGGUCAUGUAGCAGAAGAGCCCGUGAACUCGGGUCCACCAAGUAGCCGAAACAAAGACGACCACUUGGCAACGCUGUCUCUGGUGUCUAACCAAAGCAAGUCUCAUCAACCGGUCCCAAGUUCUGCCGAGAAGCCGGACAGCAGACAGGGAGGGUCAUCAGGCUUUGAUCAAGUACAAGGGUCCCAGGAUUAUUCAAGGGUCGUUGGUUUUCAAGCAGCAGAGGAUCUUUCUUGCCUCGGUUGGGACUUUACCCAGCCAGAGAAGCCGAGUAGCACUUACCAGCAGCCAGACAGCAGUUAUGGCUACUUUGGUUACAAUUACCAGCCGGCUUGCGGAGUUUACGACGUCUCACAGAGUUACGGCAGAGACAACGGUUACUGGGAUCCUAGAUUGCACAGAAAGAGCCACGAGCUGUCGUACAGCAAACCUUCCGUCACGGUCCCCGACUCCGCCACGCGCUGCUACGACGAAGACGACGACGACUUUAACUGGGAAACGGGACACGGCCAGAGCCUGCCGCUGCAGUCCCACGGCGAGAAGCCCAGAGAAACCGGCUCGGUGCAAGCCCACGAGAUCAGCAGCAAUUCCACGAAGGAUAACGUAGCCGCGGCGGAGAGGAGGGAGCCGCUGGCGAAGACCUCGGACAGGACGGACCUCAAAGAGCGAGGACCUUUUAAGAAGAGGAGGCAAGAGUUGGAGGCCGACUCCGAAGGCGAUGGGGAAGCUCUGGAAAAGAAGAGGCUGAAGGCAGACCUGGGCAUCUCCGCGAGCCCAAAACCAGGCGGCGAGAGCAUUUUGUGCAAUAUGGACAAGUUCCGAGACGCUCAGUACUGGAAGGAUCACUCUCGGCACGGAGAUAUGCCUCCCUACUUUGACCUUAUCGAGGAGAACAUGUACUUAACGGAAAGGAAGAAGAACAAAAGCCACAGAGACAUCAAGCGAAUGCAGUGCGAAUGCCCCCUCCUGUCCAAGGAAGAGCGGUCCCAGGGCGAGGUGGCGUGCGGGGAAGAUUGUCUGAAUCGCCUCCUCAUGAUAGAAUGCUCUUCCAGAUGCCCCAACGGAGAGUACUGUUCCAACCGGCGGUUCCAAAGGAAGCAGCACGCGGACGUCGAAGUCAUCUUAACGGAAAAAAAGGGCUGGGGUCUGCGAGCUGCCAAAGAUCUCAAACCGAACGCUUUUGUUUUGGAGUACUGCGGCGAGGUCCUCGAUCACAAGGAGUUUAAAGCCCGAGUGAAGGAGUACGCCCGCAACAAAAACAUCCACUACUAUUUCAUGGCUCUGAAGAACGAUGAGAUUAUUGACGCCACUCAGAAGGGGAACUGCUCCCGAUUCAUGAACCACAGCUGCGACCCAAACUGUGAAACACAAAAGUGGACGGUGAACGGGCAGCUGAGAGUUGGCUUUUUCACCACUCGCGUGGUUCCCGCCGGCUCCGAGCUGACAUUCGACUACCAGUUUCAGAGAUACGGGAAAGAAGCCCAGAAAUGCUUCUGCGGUUCCGCCAACUGCCGGGGAUACCUCGGAGGCGAAAACCGGGUCAGUAUUCGAGCAGCCGGUGGGAAGAUGAAGAAGGAGCGCUCUCGCAAGAAGGACUCGGUCGAUGGGGAGCUGGAGGCCUUGCUGGAGAACGGGGAAGGCCUUUCUGACAAAAACCAGGUCCUGAGUUUAUCCCGACUGAUGGUCAGAAUCGAGACCUUGGACCAGAAACUCACCUGCCUCAAGCUAAUUCGGAACACGCAGUCGCAGUCCUGCCUCAAGUCGUUCCUGGAGUGCCACGGCUUGUCCCUGCUUUGGAUCUGGAUGGCGGAGCUCGGCGACAGCCGAGGGAACACCAGCAACAACAUCAAACUCCAACUCGAGAUCAUUAGGACGUUGGCGCUCCUCCCUAUCCCCAACAAAAAUAUGUUGGAAGAAAGCAAGAUUUUGCCGAUCGUUCAACGCUGGGCGCAGACAAAGAUGGCCGUCCCUCUGCUGAGCGAGGGAGACGGAUACUCGAGUGAGAACACUUCCCGAGCCCAUACGCCGCUUAAUACCCCAGACCCUGCCGCCAAGGUCAGCCUGGAGCCCGAGGGCGAAACGCCAAAAAAACUGGUGUUCAAAAGACUAAAAGUCAUCAGCGAGAACAGCAUGGACAGCGCCGCGUCCGACGCCGCCAGCGAAGUCGAGGUCAAGGAGGCGCCGGAGAAGUCGGAAGCCCAAGUCCCGGACGAGUGUAAGGAGGCUCCGUUACCCAAGGAACCGGCGGCCAAAAGCGAAGGCAGAGACGAUGAUGCCAAACCGGAGCAGGCGGAACCGGCGACCGCGGAGGAGCCCAAGACGGAACCGGCCCCUGCGGCCGACGGGGCCAAAGCCCAGACGCCAGGACCCGAGGCUCCCGAGGCCGAAGUCAAGGAGAACACGAAAGAAGAGGCGUCCGCGGUGGAAACGCCGUCCCAAGACGAGGAGGAAGGAGUGUCUGACGUGGAGAGCGAGAGGAGCCAGGAGCCGGCUGAUAAGAUGCUGGAUAUGAGUGAUCUGGCUGCCAAGCUCCUCGAGGGCUGGAAGUAUCUGAAGGAGGUUUAUCGAAUCCCGAAGAAAAGUCAAGCGGAGAAGGAGAACAGUGAGCGUUGGAGAGACUCGUCGAGUUCCGGUUAUCUCACUCCGAGCGCCAAGACCCAGCCCCGGGAGCGAGACUCCAGCCAGAGGAAGCGGCGUCAGUCGCCCUCCCCGCCAGGCUUCGUUUAUGAGCGGCCAUCAAAGAGAGGGGAUGACAGGUACGAUACCCCCGUCUCCUCGAAGAAGAAAAGCCGCCUGCAGGAUCGCAACAAGCUGUCGACGGAGGAGCGGAGGAAGCUGUUUGAGCAGGAGGUGGCCCAGAGGGAGGCCCAGAAGCAGCAGCAGCAGAUGCAGAGCCUGGGCAUGGCGUCCCCCAUCGCCUACGAGCCCCUGCCCUACGGCACGCAGCUCCCGCCGCCGUUCAUGGCCUACCCUCCGGGCUACCCCAUUCAGUCUUUUGUCGACCCCACCAAUCCGAACGCUGGAAAGGUGCUCUUACCCACCCCGCCGCCGGACUCCGUUCCUUCUCCUAAUAGCUACGACCCCAGCCAGGGCAUGAUGGUUAAUUCAGCUCUUCUACCCCCACAGCCGCUCCCCGUGGUGCAGCAUGUAGCGCCUCCCAUGGACGUUCCCGCCCAGCAGUAUGUAGCUCCGGCCGAAGGCCUAGUGCCCCAGGAAGCCAACGUGGCGGUCCUUCCGGUGCCCGCGCCAAGUACGGUGCCCACCCAGAGCUACGGAGUCUGGGACCCCAACCAGCAAACCGUGGCGGUCCAGCAGCCUCCGCCGCAAACCCAGGCGCCGUAUCCACCUCCGCCCUCCCAGCCCGCCAUUUACUACCAGGGGCAGGGAUGUCCGACCGUGUACGGCGUGCCGACCGCUUACGCCCAGACGGCGCAGCCCAUUGUACAGAGUUACCCCCAGCCGGGAUUGCAGUAUCUACCCGGGCAGCAGAUCUACGCAGCCCACCCGCAAGGUGUCGUGGUGCAACAAGCCCCCGCUGUCCAAACCAUCGUGGCUCCGGGACAAGCUCCGGCCCUGCAGCCGCCCGAAAUGGGAAUGGCCGCCACCAACCUUCUGGACCUUCCACCUCCUUCCCCUCCCAAGCCCAAGACCAUCGUACUCCCCCCCAGCUGGAAGACCGCCCGGGACCCCGAAGGAAAGAUCUAUUAUUAUCAUGUAAUAACCAGGCAAACCCAGUGGGACCCCCCGUCCUGGGACAGUCCGGGUGAUGAUGGGGGGAGCCUUGAACAUGAAGCUGAAAUGGACCUUGGGACCCCGACGUAUGAUGAGAACCCAAUGAAGUCUUCCAAGAAAGCCAAGACAGCCGAGGCGGACACGUCGAGUGAACUGGCAAAGAAGAGCAAAGAGGUUUUCAGGAAGGAGAUGUCGCAGUUUAUCGUUCAGUGCCUCAACCCCUACAGGAAGCCGGACUGUAAGAUGGGGCGAAUAAAUAACACAGAGGAUUUCAAGCAUCUGGCGCGCAAGCUCACUCACGGCGUCAUGAACAAAGAGCUGAAGUACUGUAAGAACCCGGAGGAUCUGGACUGCAACGAGAACGUGAAACACAAAACCAAGGAGUACAUCAAGAAGUACAUGCAGAAGUUCGGGACCGUUUACAAACCCAAGGACGACGUGGGAAUGAACAGCCCCCUCUAGAGGCUCCUCGCGGCAUUGCACCCCCAGCGACGCUGGCGGACCCCGAACCCUUUUAUGGCCUUUAUGUCCCAUUUAAACUUUACAAAUUUGGCCGCUGUCCCCUUUAUGUGCUUCUUCGACC
This is a messenger RNA of Spea bombifrons (plains spadefoot toad), 8753 nucleotides long. RefSeq names its product SET domain containing 2, histone lysine methyltransferase (gene SETD2). Gene Ontology annotation, molecular function: histone H3K36 methyltransferase activity; protein binding. Bases 503 to 8632 code for a protein of 2709 amino acids. The transcript has 21 exons. The record is from RefSeq and is a predicted model, not a curated record. Lineage: Eukaryota; Metazoa; Chordata; Amphibia; Anura; Pelobatidae. Gene Ontology annotation, cellular component: nucleus; chromosome. Gene Ontology annotation, biological process: regulation of DNA-templated transcription.